Messenger RNA from Aureobasidium melanogenum CBS 110374, 648 nucleotides. RefSeq lists its product as uncharacterized. Bases 1 to 648 code for a protein of 215 amino acids. Lineage: Eukaryota; Fungi; Ascomycota; Dothideomycetes; Dothideales; Saccotheciaceae. The transcript has a single exon. The record is from RefSeq and is a predicted model, not a curated record.
AUGGACAUUGCCGGAGAGGAGCAACGUGAAGCGAUCGAGGCCGCCUUGGUUCUCUUGUCUAUGGCGGAUGCUGUGUGGGAUCCAGCCAAGCCCUCAGAUCAUGUCAAUGGGACUUCUGCGCCUGAGACAUCCGUCGAUGAUGAUAUGCUUGAGGCUGCUGCGAGCUUACUGUCAUUGCCAACCCACCCUGUUGUCCAUGCUGGUGACCAGAUAGCCUCUGACUCUCGGUCAACACAGUCUGUGGGACAUAACGAUACUCUUGAGCAAGAUUCAUCUGCAUCUGCUGCUCCUGAUCUUGCUUCUGAUGCUUUAGAUGCCAUUCUUGACGCUGGUCUCGAUGCUGGUCCCAUCGCUUCUGAUGCCACCUCGGACAUAAUCGAUAACCCCCAAUGGGCUGGAUUGACUGCUGACCAGCAGGCAGUUCAGCAGAGCCGCCUCGACAUGACAGCCUGGCAACGUUAUCAGCAAAACCUUCAAGCGUAUGACCACGUCAACGCCCAAGGAUCUGUCAUCGGUCGCUUGUGGCAGACAACUACCGAGCGCCGCACAUUCCGCCAGAACCAGCGUCGUAGGGGUGCGACUCUCCUGCGUGCUGCCACUACGAGGGGUAGGUCGUUCUCGAACAGGCACUCGAACGACCAGAACUAA